AUGUACGCCUGCCAUCUUCAAAUUUGUGCAAGCAUUAACCGUCCAUUAUCAGGAAGAAGCAGAACGCCUCGACCUCCAGCACCGAGUGUUCGUCAGGAUCUUCGACAGUCGACUGAUUUUUCCACCGAUUCCUCGACUUCGCAGAGUACUCGACUGUGGUUAUGGCGCUGGGUCUUGGGCAGUCGAUGUGGCUACGCAAUAUCCAGAUUGCAGGGUGAAUAUGGUCGUAAUCAACGCGUUGCACACACUGAGGCUGACAAAUUUGGCGUGAGAAAGGUAAUCGGUCUUGACAUAUCUCCGCAUAAGAAUCCGGAUGACAUGCCCGAGAAUCUAUCGUUACAGGUCGAUGACCUCAACUGUCGAUUCACCUUUCCCUCCAACCAUUUCGACCUUGUUCACUCGAGUCUCCUUGCGACCGGCAUCAACAGAGCCAGGUGGCCGUCCUACCUCGCAGACAUCAGAAGGUGCGCUCUCUUCUUGAAGCCAGGUGGAUGGGUACAGUUGAUAGAAAUAUACUUCAACGUCCAAUCGGACAACGGUUCGAUAACCGAGGAACAUGCUCUGAGACGAUGGAGCAGACAGUUCAUGAGGUCAUACGAAGGAACAAAGGAUCUGCGUGUAGGAACACGGUUGAACACUCUUCUUCGGGAUGGAGGUUUCGAAGAAAUUGAUGCGAGAAUGAUUCCUCUUCCUCUUUCGGCGUGGUCCAGUGACCCAAGAAUGCAACAAAUCGGCAUGCUUAAUCGAGAGAAUGUCAAUAAUCUCCUUCCGUCAUUGGCACUGUAUCCAUUGACUCAGAUCUCCGGCAUGUCUCAGCAAGAUUUCCAGGACCUCAUUACUCAAGCACGACGAGAGGCGGAAACAGCAAGCCUGAAGGCGUACUUUCCUUUGUAA
Messenger RNA from Aspergillus fumigatus Af293, 894 nucleotides. RefSeq names its product class I SAM-dependent methyltransferase. Lineage: Eukaryota; Fungi; Ascomycota; Eurotiomycetes; Eurotiales; Aspergillaceae. The record is from RefSeq and is a predicted model, not a curated record. The coding region runs from base 1 to 894 and encodes 297 amino acids. The transcript has 4 exons.